AUCAAACCGAGUCUCACACUCUCACUUCACAUGGAUUUCACUUAGGCUGACUAUUUAGCUAAACAUCGAACUCCAAUCUCUCUCUCUCUCUCUCUCUCUCUCUCUCUCUGUUUUUCUGUGCAAAAAAGGAAUGGCUAUCGCAGGCUCAUUCUCUCUCCUCUCAUCUUCUUCUCUGUCUCAGAAACACUGUAACUCCUCAAUCCCCACCUCCUCCUCUUCCACUCUCUUCUCUCCCUUCGCUCGCUUCAACCUCCCACCCAGAAUUCCGCUGCUCCGGUGCCAAUGCGGCCGCGACGCCGUCUUGACUCUUCCCUCUGUCGGCGACGAUUUGCCUCUUGACUACGGCGAUCGUUUCCCUCAGCCGGAUCCCGCCGAUUGCAGAAGAGCCGGCGUGCUGCUUCAUCCGACGUCGUUUCGCGGACCUUACGGGAUUGGUGAUUUCGGUGACGAGGCCUUUCGUUUCAUCGAUUGGCUUCAUGAAGCUGGUUGUUCUGUUUGGCAGGUUCUUCCCCUUGUUCCUCCUGGGAGGAAGGCUAAUGAAGAAGGAUCCCCCUAUUCAGGCCAGGAUGCAAAUUGUGGUAACACUCUCUUGAUAUCUCUUGACGAGCUUGUUAAGGAUGGUUUGUUGAAAAAGGAGGAGCUACCAAAACCAGUUGAUGCCGAUCGUGUGAACUUCUCAAAAGUAGCUGAGAUAAAAGAUCCUUUGAUAGUUAAGGCUGCAGAGAGGCUUAUUAGGAGCAAAGGUGAACUAAAAAGUCAGCUUGAAGAAUUUCGUACUGAUCCUAAUAUAUCAAGCUGGCUUGAGGAUGCAGCUUAUUUUGCUGCAAUAGAUAGCAGUUUAAAUACUUUGAAUUGGUAUGAAUGGCCUGAACCUUUAAAAAAUCGCCACCUCGAAGCUUUAGAGGGCAUUUACCAAAGCAAAAAGGAUUUUAUAGACAUAUUCAUUGCCCAGCAAUUCAUAUUCCAAAGGCAAUGGCAGAAAGUACGCCAGUAUGCACAAAGUAAGGGAAUUAGUAUAAUGGGAGACAUGCCCAUCUAUGUAGGUUAUCACAGUGCAGAUGUAUGGGCCAACAAAAAACACUUUUUGCUAAACAGAAAGGGCUUUCCUCUUCUAGUUAGUGGUGUUCCUCCUGAUGCCUUCAGUGAUACUGGUCAGCUGUGGGACAGCCCUCUAUAUGAUUGGAAAGCCAUGGAGGAAGAUGGAUUUUCAUGGUGGAUACGGCGCAUACAACGUGCACAGAAUCUGUAUGAUGAAUUUAGAAUAGACCACUUUAGAGGAUUUGCUGGAUUUUGGGCUGUUCCUUCAGAAUCGAAAGUUGCGAUGGUUGGACGAUGGAAGGCUGGACCUGGAAAAUCCUUGUUUGAUGCCAUCUCCAGAGCAGUUGGGAAGAUUAAUAUUAUAGCCGAAGAUUUGGGGGUUAUAACUGAGGAUGUAAUUCAGCUUCGGAGAUCCAUUGGGGCUCCUGGAAUGGCUGUGCUACAGUUUGGUUUUGGGAGCGAUGCUGCCAACCCUCAUCUACCUCAUAAUCAUGAAUCCAAUCAAGUUGUGUACACUGGAACGCAUGAUAAUGACACAAUCCUAGGUUGGUGGGAUGUUUUGAAACAGGAAGAGAAAUCCAAUGUACUGAAAUAUCUUUCAAUUACCAAUGAAGAUGAUAUAUCAUGGGCACUCAUCCGAAGUGUUCUAUCUUCUGUGGCCCGAACUGCUAUAAUACCUAUGCAAGAUGUUCUUAAGCUAGGGAGUUCUGCAAGGAUGAACAUUCCUGCAACUCAGUUUGGAAAUUGGGGUUGGAGGAUACCAGAUUCCACUAGCUUUGACAAAUUGGAGGCAGAAGCUUUGAAACUGAGGGAGAUUUUGUCAACGUAUGGACGACUGUAAAUUAAAGAUGGUGAGAUUUGUUUUCCACGAGUGACAACGGGGCAUGAAUUUCUGGCAAAUUGGCCAUUUUGUUGUAAAAAAAGUAAACAAGAAUGUGUAGGAUCUUAAUAAAAUUACUUGUUUAACUUAUAUCAAGUAAUUGAACGUGUAACUAUUUCUAUUAAAUAAGGUGAUAGUUAUCUUUUGUUUA
This is a messenger RNA of Ziziphus jujuba (common jujube), 2069 nucleotides long. RefSeq names its product 4-alpha-glucanotransferase, chloroplastic/amyloplastic. Gene Ontology annotation, biological process: carbohydrate metabolic process. The transcript is spliced from 16 exons. The record is from RefSeq and is a predicted model, not a curated record. Lineage: Eukaryota; Viridiplantae; Streptophyta; Magnoliopsida; Rosales; Rhamnaceae. Gene Ontology annotation, molecular function: 4-alpha-glucanotransferase activity. Bases 131 to 1879 code for a protein of 582 amino acids.